Manis javanica (Malayan pangolin) is the source of this 392-nucleotide messenger RNA. NCBI's taxonomy places the organism in Eukaryota, Metazoa, Chordata, Mammalia, Pholidota, Manidae. The record is from RefSeq and is a predicted model, not a curated record.
UGGCUGGGGUUGGCAUGGGGACUCUCGUAUCCAGAGAAUCAUUUUCCGUCCACCCUCUGUCCCCAGACGCCAUGGAGGUGCUGCUGAUCUUUCUGUGCAGCCUGCUGGCCCCCAUGGUCCUGGCCAGUGCAGCUGAUAAGGAGAAAGAAAAGGACCCCUUCCAUUAUGACUACCAGACCUUGAGGAUCGGGGGACUGGUGUUUGCUGUGGUCCUGUUCUCCGUGGGGAUCCUCCUUAUCCUCAGUCGCAGGUGCAAGUGCGGUUUCACUCCGAAGCCCCGGGCUCCAGGGGACGAGGAGGCCCAGGUGGAGAACCUCAUCACUGCCAAUGGUAACUGUCAUGGCCACCUGCCCAGGUGGCAUGGCGGGAAUGGGUGAAGGUCCUCAUAUGGC